AUGGAAGAAGAGAAGAAAACAGAAAAAAUAUCGGGUUCCUUAGAGGUAGAAACAGAAAGCAGCGAGGUCGAUGAAGGUUCUUUGCCCGGGAAAGGGGACUCUGCGGGGCCUAGCAUUUCGCACGAAGAGGAGGCGUAUCUGCCCAGCGCGAGCACCGAGGAGGAGCCUGACGAGGUGCACAAAAAUGCAUGUGAGGAGAAGCUGAGCGACGGGGAGGACUGUUCAGAGUCUAGCCAGGAGGAAAAGAGCGAGGAGCUCUCCGACAGCGAAAAGGGCGUCCUCUUCGUUCACGAGAACGGGGAAGGCUUCAAAGAAGAAGAGUCCGAGGAGGACGAAAGCAACUCCCAGAAAGACUCUGCCAGCAGCGAGCAUUCCAGCAUAGCAGAGGAAGGCGACAGCAUACCAGUGCCAAAGGAGAUGCACAUCUACUACGAUAAGGACGAGUCGGAAACAAGCGAGGAGGAGGACAUUAUAGAGGGCCGGGAAGAGACCACGCUUAGCAUACCGGAGGAGAGCGGAAAGAGAAAGAAGAAGUCCUCGGACGGGCUGAAAAAGAUCAUGAAGGAGUGCGCGAAUGAGCUUGAGAAGCAGAGAAAGCUUCCGGAGUGCAUGGUCAUGGAAGACACCAUAAUAAAAAUGCGAGAAAGAGGGUGGAAGCCCAACUGCAAGCCCCUGAUUUGGAAGUACAAGGUGGCAAAGUUUGCAGACGAGCCAGACGAGCUGAGCGAGGACUCCGUUCUGGAAAAGUUCAGGUGCCUGAUUGAAGCCCCGGAGUCAAAGCUUAGCAAAAGCAUCGGAGUAGACUCAAGAUACAGCAAGAAGGCGCAGAAAAAAAAGAAGUCCAUGGCGCUUGAAAUGCUUGGAGAGGCGAAGAGCCAGAUAAGCUCAAGCAGGCUGCUGGACAUGCAGAAGAUGAUGAGGCAGCGGGCGAAGGAGGAGAAAGAAAUGCAGAAUACAGCGCGAAACCUGCAUGUAAAGCUGAAAGAAAUUGGGUAUCAAACAGAGGCUUCUGAAAUACUUGCUCUUCUUACGCAGGAGUAUAUCUGUCAGAAAGCAGACAUAGUAAAGAAAAUUGAGGCCUCGAUAAACACGGUUUCAGCCAUAAACAGCAAGAAAGCGGAAAGCAUGCAGUACCUUUUAAAAUGCAUAGCGUUCGUAGAAGAAAAAUUUGAUGUAGACCAGAAGAAUAGGAACAUCUGUAUUGAAAAUGAAAAGAAAUAA
Messenger RNA from Nematocida major, 1221 nucleotides. RefSeq lists its product as uncharacterized. Bases 1 to 1221 code for a protein of 406 amino acids. NCBI's taxonomy places the organism in Eukaryota, Fungi, Microsporidia. The record is from RefSeq and is a predicted model, not a curated record. The transcript has a single exon.